Molecule: messenger RNA, 621 nt
Organism: Andrographis paniculata
Lineage: Eukaryota; Viridiplantae; Streptophyta; Magnoliopsida; Lamiales; Acanthaceae
Product: dirigent protein 22-like
Exons: 1
Coding region: 1-621 (206 amino acids)
Source: RefSeq, a predicted model, not a curated record
AUGGAGAAGCACACAAUGCCCAAAACCCUAACAAUCCAUUAUUAUUCCAUAUUAAUGCUGUUAUUACACGCCACGGCAUUAUUAGCUGCUGGCGCGCCCCACAUUCACAAAACAACAUUAAUUUCUCCGAGGCCUGAAGCAGUGGAAAAAUGGCUGGGAAGCGUCCCCACCGCAGGGCCAAAAAAAAUAAGCAAACUCCGGUUCUACUUCCACAACCGGUGGAGCAGCAAGAAGCCGACGGUGGUCGGAGUGGCGGAGGCGAAUUCCUCAGCCGCAUCCCCGACAGGGUUCGGGCAGGUAGUUGUGAUGGACAAUCCGAUGACUGAAGGGCCCGAACCCGACUCGAAGAUGGUGGGGUGGGCGCGUGGGAUUUACGCUUCGACGGCGAUGGAGGAGAUUGGGCUGCUGCUGGUCACCAGCUUUGUGUUCAACGACAGGGAUGGGAGCACCAUCAGCGUGGUCGGCCACAAUCGGAUCUUACAGAAAUACAGGGAGAUGCCGGUGGUCGGAGGCACGGGUCGGUUCCGGCUGGCGCAGGGGGUGCUCACUGUACGGACUCUAUGGUUCAACACCAUUACAAAUAACGCUGUCGUUGAGUGUAAUCUCAUGCUCCUGCAUUAA